This is a messenger RNA of Rotaria socialis, 930 nucleotides long. NCBI's taxonomy places the organism in Eukaryota, Metazoa, Rotifera, Eurotatoria, Philodinida, Philodinidae. The record is from the annotation of a GenBank genome assembly.
AUGUCAACAGAUACAUCAACUCUUGUUGUUAUUGGUAGUCUCAGUAUUCUUUCUAUUCUUCUUUUUCUUUUAUUUAAAAAUAAAAAUCAAUCGAACAAUUCUGGAGACAAUAAUCGAAAAAAUGUAAUUAUCGCAUUAAAAACUCCCGAUAUUAAAUAUCAAUUUCCGUUGGUUCACAAAGAAAAAAUAUCUCAUGAUACAUGUCGUUUCCGUUUUGAACUUCCAUCAUCGAAACAUGUACUUGGUUUACCUAUCGGCCGACAUGUUUAUUUAACAGCAUAUGUUAAUGGUGAACUAGUUAAACGACCCUAUACUCCUGUGACAUCAGAUGAUAGUCAAGGUUAUUUUGAUCUUGUUAUUAAGAUCUAUCCAGAUGGUAAAAUGACACAAUAUCUUGAUAAACUUCCAAUGAAUCAUAUUGUUGAAGUAAGUGGUCCAUCAGGAAAUCUUACUUAUAAGCAAAAUGGUCUAUUUGAUAUACGCACACGUAAACCUGAACCCAAUCUAGUGCGGCAUGCUCGUCAUAUUGGUUUAAUUGCUGGUGGUUCAGGUAUAACACCAGUGUAUCAACUAUUGAAAGCAUUAUUAAAAGAACAAGCAUCGAAUGCACAUAAUCAACAUGGUGAUAUUAAAAUUUGGCUUUUAUUUGCCAAUCAAACCGAACAAGAUAUUUUAUUACGCGAUGAUUUAGAACAAUUAGCUCAUUUGAAUGCUGAUCAAUUUAAACUAUGGUACACGAUUGACCGUGAAAGUGAACAAUGGCAUUAUUCAAAAGGCUUUAUCAAUGAAACAAUGUUGAAAGAACAUAUGCCGCCGCCAUCUGACGAUGUUUUAAUAUGCAUAUGUGGUCCACCACCGAUGGUUAAAUCUGCAUGUUUACCAAAUUUACAUAAAUUAGGUUAUGAAGAAAAUAUGAUAUAUUGCUUUUAA